AUGUCCCCCGAGUUUCACAUUGCUCCAGAGUUCCUCGAUAUGGGCUUCUGUGGGACGCCAUGGGAACAGCACCAGCAAGCGCAAACUUCUGCAGCCAUGCUUCUCGAUGAAGGGCUCCCAUACUUUGGUUUGCUUACCCCCGAGGACCAGCAACCUCAUCAUCACCCGGAUCAGCACAACGAAGAACCACCGAUCCCAACUACAAGCUGCAACAACAUGGAAAGCUGCAGCUAUGACAUUUCUCCACAACUCCAGGCUCAACCCCAGUUAUCCCAGUCCUUAGAUCAUGGCAUUCUAUCGACAAUAGCAUGCGACUGCACAUCGACCCUCCUGGAUCACCUGUCAGCAUACUCGCAUGUAUCCCCUUCUUCAUACCUGGCCUCGACUUCCGCCGCCCUCUCUACAUCCCGAACCCUCAUCACCAGCUGCUGUAACACGAUGGCGUGCCCCAACGCAUGCUAUACGCGGCUCUCAACUGCGCUCGUCAUCUGCGAAGCCAUUGACCAUGCGCUCGUCGCACUCAGACUGGGCAGCAACUCGCUUUGGACACCGACACUGACGUCCAUGCCCAGCUACAAAAACGGGACGUCUUCAUCGCCCUCCUCAACCUCUUCGUCAUCCAGCACAAGCGGUGGUAAUGGCAAUGACAUCAUGCUUCCAUCGGCAGAUGACGAGUACGAGCCGCUGCGCUGCGGCACAUUGCCGAUCCGGGGUGCCGACAGGCGAGCCAUGGUGCGGGUACUGCUAGUGAAGCGAGUACUCGAGGUACAGGGGGUGCUUGAGCGACUACGGGACAUGUUGAUGUCGGGGCUGCUGGUCAGCGGGGAUGCGACAGUGAAGAGACCGUUGCUGGCGCUGUGCGCCGAUACCGUGGGCGAGUUCGCAAGGAAAGUAGCGGAGAGAGUGGAGACUGUAAAGCUACAGAUGUAA
Molecule: messenger RNA, 930 nt
Organism: Exserohilum turcica Et28A
Lineage: Eukaryota; Fungi; Ascomycota; Dothideomycetes; Pleosporales; Pleosporaceae
Exons: 1
Coding region: 1-930 (309 amino acids)
Source: RefSeq, a predicted model, not a curated record